AUGCUUUCUCGCAUUCAGGUGGACACCGUCGUUCAAGCAGGCGCGGGCAAAGAAGCAGGCCUUCCAGACCAACUAUACACGGAACAAAACGCGCAAAUAGCCAAGAGCCGUGAAGAGCUCUUUGAUUCCGCCGACAUUGUAAUGCAGGUGCACGGCCCCGGCGCCAACGCUGAAGCUGGAAAGAGCGAUGUAGCGCUACUGAAACCGGGGCAGGUCCUCAUUGCGUUGCUGGACCCUCUCAAUGCUGUUGAAUCAACGCGAGAGUUAGCCGAAACGGGUGUUACCGCAUUCGCACAGGAGAUGGUGCCCAGAAUCAGCCGCGCCCAAUCCAUGGAUGCCUUAACCUCCCAAGCUACCAUCGUUGGGGUCUUUGUGGUUGGGGCCGGUGUAGCCGGGCUGCAAGCUAUUGCCACCGCUCACCGUCUAGGAGCAGUGGUCCAGGGUUACGAUAUUAGACCCGCCGUGAAGGACCAAGUGGAGAGCUUGGGCGCAAAAUUCGUGCAGCUUGAACUGGAUACGGGAGAAGCCGAGGCCACGGGAGGAUAUGCCCAGGCUAUGGGAGAGGAGUUCUACAAACGCCAGCGCGAGUUAUUGUCGAACGUGGUGGCCGAUAGCGAUGUUGUCAUUACCACUGCCGCCGUUCCCGGAAGGAAGGCGCCUAUCUUGAUAACGGAAGAGAUGGUCAAAGCCAUGAAUCCGGGCUCCGUGAUAGUAGACGUGGCUGCUGAAGGCGGAGGCAAUUGCGAACUGACCAAGCCCGCCGAAACGGUAGAACAGUACAACGUAACAAUUAUGGGACCAACAAACCUGGCAUCCUCUAUUCCGCUGCACGCCAGCCAGAUGUACGCCAGGAAUCAGCUUUCCUUCCUCCGCAAUAUAGUCAAGGAUGGCGAUUUGAAUCUGGAUAUGUCCGACCAAAUCACAAGAGACAGCUUACUCACCCAUAACGGCGAGGUGGUGAACAAUCGUGUGCGGGAAAUGCUGGGCAUGUCUCCACUCGACGACGAAGCAAUGAAGGAAGGGAGCGAGUCCUGA
Messenger RNA from Geodia barretti, 1035 nucleotides. The record is from the annotation of a GenBank genome assembly. Lineage: Eukaryota; Metazoa; Porifera; Demospongiae; Tetractinellida; Geodiidae.